GGAGAGCGAGCCUGCAUGAUUCAGGAGUGAGUGACUCCGCCGAGGGCGGAGGCGGGAAGGUGAAUGAAGUGUGUGUGCGUGUGCGGCGCUUACAGUCAUCCACUCUGGAACCACCGCCGUCUGACUCAGCCUCACGGCCGCGACGGGGAAGCGGCCAAGCGGCGCAGGAGCCGCGAGGAGCCCCCGCACCCUCCAGCGCUGAAAGGGGAUCGCCUCGCCCUGCCUGCAGGUGCACGUGCAUCUCUGCUGGCCUCCUUCGCGCUGCGCCUCCCGGGCGGCUUCUGCCCUCACCCGUUCCCAAUGAGAUGACCCCGCUGCUUGGGAAUGUAGCGGGAAGCGUUGGUGUCCGGCUAGAAACCCCUAGAGGGGACCCCAGCGGGAAUACCGCGUUUUUGGCUUUAGCAGAGACAGGUUAAAUCUAUAACAAUGAAGACUGUUGCUGCGUUUACUUCUGGGAUUAUUAUAUUCCUGUUUUCUUUGGUGCAAAGGACCAGUGGACAAUGUAAAGAAGCAGCUAUAAAGUCAGAGAUGAAUUUGAGCAUCAAUUAUCAUCUUCCUCAUUUUAUCACAGAAACGCCAAUACAGAAUAUAGUUUUAUAUAAGCAUCAUAUCUAUAUCGGAGCAGUCAACAAGAUCUAUGUCUUAAAUGAAAACCUCCAGAACAUUUCUGUGUACAAGACUGGACCCGUGCUGGAGAAUCCUGAUUGUGCACCAUGUGAAGAUUGCAAAGAGAGAAACAAUUUAUCCAAUAGUGUUUGGAAGGAUAAUGUCAACAUGGCUCUGCUCCUAGAAACGUACUAUGAUGAUCAGCUCAUCAGCUGUGGUAGUGUAACUCGAGGUGUAUGUCAACGUCACAUCAUUCACCCCGACAACCCUGCCGACAUAGAAAGUGAAGUGCACUGCAUGUACUCAAAGCAGAGGGAUGGCGAGUCAGACAGCUGCCCUGACUGUGUUGUAAGCACUUUAGGAACCAAAGUUUUGGUGACCGAAAAGGACAGAUUUGUAAACUUUUUUGUUGGGAAUACUGUGAAGUCUUCAUUUCAACCACAGCAUGCACUACAUUCAGUGUCGGUUAGAAGGUUAAAAGAAACCCAGGAUGGUUUUGAGUUUCUCACAGAUCAUUCUUAUAUGGACAUUCUCCCACAGUUCAGGGACUCUUAUACCAUUAAGUAUGUCCAUGCCUUUGAAAAUGAUCACUUUGUCUACUUCCUAACAGUCCAGCGUGAAUCUCUUGACUCCCAGUCUUUUCACACAAGAAUCAUCCGUUUCUGCUCUUUUGAUUCUGAGUUGCGCUCUUACAUGGAGAUGCCUCUUGAGUGCAUUUUCACUGAAAAGCGGAGGAAGAGGUCAAUUCGAAAUGAGAUAUUUAAUGUUCUGCAGGCUGCAUAUGUCAGUAAGCCAGGUGCAGUUCUGGCCCAUGAAAUGGGGCUUAGUGUGAACGAUGACAUUCUGUAUGGUGUUUUUGCACAAAGCAAGCCGGACUCUUCGGAACCAACAAACAGAUCUGCUGUCUGUGCAGUCUCUGUCCGAACAAUCAAUGAAUUCUUCAACAAGAUUGUAAACAAGCAAAACAUGAAAUGUCUUCAGCACUUUUAUGGGAAAGAUAGCAAAUACUGUUUGAAAAGGACAUUUUCAAGAAAUGCAUCGUACUGUGGAGCACAAGAUGAUGAAUAUCGUCUAGAGGUUACAACUCCUUUGCAACGGGUUGACUUGUUUAUGGGGCGAUUCAACAGUGUCCUGCUAACUUCAAUAUCUGUCUUCACCAAAGGGAAUCUUACUGUUGCUAAUCUGGGAACGUCUGAGGGCCGCUUCAUGCAGAUAGUGAUUUCCCGUUCAGAAGCUACUCCACCACAUGUGAAUUUUCCUCUGGACUCCCACCCAGUCUCCCCACAAGUUAUUAUUCACCAUUCAUUAGUAGCAGAUGGCUAUACUCUGGUUGUCACCGGAAUGAAGAUAACCAAGAUUCCGUUGAAUGGACCAGGCUGUGAUCACUUUAAGUCCUGCAGUCAGUGUCUUUCAGCACCUCCUUUCAUGCAGUGUGGCUGGUGUAGCGAUCAGUGUGUGAGGUCCUGGGAGCAUGUUAAAAGGAUGUGGACGCAGGAGACAUGUUUGCCGAGAGUUUAUGAGAUUGUCCCAAGGAGCGCUCCAUUAGAAGGCGGAACAACACUUACAGUGUGUGGCUGGGACUUUGGAUUCAGCAAAAAUAAUCGAUUCGACUUAAAAAAUACAACAGUUCUUAUUGGAGGAAAGCCUUGUACUCUGGAAGUAAAAGUUAGCAACAAAAACAAGCUAGAAUGCACUGUUGCUGCUGCAAAGAACCCCAGUUUUAAUAUAACCAGCAGUGUUUCAAGUGGACAUGGCACAUCUCCCUUCAACACAUUUUCCUAUGUGAAUCCUGUAAUAACAAGUAUCUCUCCCGCCUAUGGUCCCAAGUCUGGUGGAACAUUAUUAACAUUAUCAGGGAAAUACUUAAAGAGUGGAAAAUCCAGAGAGAUUUAUGUUGGUGAGAAACCAUGCACCUUAAAAAGUGAAUCUGAUAGCACCAUAGUGUGUUACACACCUGCACAAAGAAUUCCAUCGGAAUAUCCUGUUAAAAUGAAGAUUGAUUUAGCUACUCGAGAAGCUAAGGGUCAUUUUACGUACAAGGAAGACCCUUUUGUUUUUAAAAUUCAUCCAGCUAAAUCUUUUCUUAGUGGUGGGAGCACAAUCACAGUUCAUGGAAUCAACUUGAAUUCAGUGUGUCUUCCUCAGAUGGUGAUCACUGUACCUAAGCUAGGAAAGAACUUCACUGUGACAUGUAACCAUCAUUCUAACACAGAGAUAAUCUGUUGCACAACUCCUUCACUGAAAUCCUUUAAUCUGCAACUACCUUUUGCAACAAAAGUGUUUUUCAUUUUUGAUGGAGUCAGCAACCAAUACUUUGAUUUUGAUUAUGUGAAUAAUCCUGUAUUUAAACCUUUUGAAAAGCCAGUGGUGAUCUCAAGGGGCAAUCAUAAUAUACUGGAAAUUAAGGGAAAUUACAUUGAUUCAGAAGCUAUUAAAGGCGAAGUGCUAAAAGUUGGAAAUAGAAGUUGUGAGAACAUCUACUUACAGUCUGAAUCAGUUUUCUGUAUGAUUCCCAGAGAUCUGCUGAAAUUGCACAGUGAGCUAAAUAUAGAGUGGAAGCAAGAAGUUUUUUCAACGCUUAUUGGGAAAGUGAUGAUUCUGCAAGAUCAGAAUUUCACAGGACUGAUUGCUGGAGUUGUCUCAACCUCAGUGUUAUUUUUAUUGUUGUUGGGGGGUGUUCUAUGGAUGAAGAAGAAAAAACAAAUUAAAGAUCUGGGUAGUGAUUUAGUUCGUUAUGAUGGAAGAGUGCACACUCCUCAUUUGGAUAGGCUUGUGAGCGCAAGGAGCGUAAGUCCAACUACAGAAAUGGUUUCUAGUGACUCUGUAGACUACAGAUCAACGUUGCUAGAAGAUCAGUUUCCAAAUUUGUCUCAGAAUGGCUCAUGCAGACCAGUACAGUAUCCUCACACAGACCUAUCAUCCAAUCUGUCUAGUGGGGACUCGGAUUUAGCCAGUCCACUGCUGCAAACUAAUGUCCACAUUGACAUCAGUGCCUUAAAUCCAGACCUGGUCAAAGAAGUUCAGCAUGUAGUCAUUGGUGCUGACAGCCUGAUUGUGCAUUUUAGUGAGAUAAUAGGAAGAGGGCAUUUUGGGUGUGUGUACCAUGGGACAUUGUUGGAUAAUGAUGGCAGGAAAAUUCAUUGUGCUGUGAAGUCCUUGAACAGAAUUACAGACCUGGAAGAAGUAGCUCAGUUUCUCAAAGAAGGGAUCAUCAUGAAAGAUUUCACUCAUUCCAAUGUCCUGUCGCUACUGGGAAUUUGCUUGCCCAGUGAGGGGUCUCCUUUGGUGGUGCUUCCGUAUAUGAAACAUGGAGAUCUUCGAAACUUCAUUAGGAAUGAGACUCAUAACCCAACAGUUAAAGAUUUGAUUGGAUUUGGCCUUCAAGUAGCAAAAGGUAUGAAAUACCUUGCAAGCAAAAAGUUUGUCCAUAGAGAUUUGGCUGCAAGAAAUUGUAUGCUGGAUGAAAAAUUCACUGUCAAGGUGGCUGAUUUUGGUCUUGCUAGAGAUGUCUAUGAUAAAGAAUACUACAGUGUGCACAAUAAAACAGGAGCUAAACUGCCAGUGAAAUGGAUGGCUUUAGAAAGUUUGCAAACUCAGAAGUUCACUACAAAAUCAGAUGUGUGGUCCUUUGGUGUGUUGUUGUGGGAACUUAUGACAAGAGGAGCACCGCCCUACCCAGACGUGAAUUCUUUUGAUAUAACUGUUUACUUGUUACAAGGAAGAAGGCUACUGCAACCGGAAUACUGCCCUGAUCCACUGUAUGAAGUCAUGCUAAAGUGUUGGCAUCCAAAACCUGAAAUGCGCCCAGCAUUUUCUGAACUGGUUUCUAAUAUAUCAACAAUCUUCUCCACUUUUAUCGGCGAGCAUUAUGUUCAUGUCAGUGCUACAUAUGUCAAUGUGAAAUGCGUUGCUCCCUAUCCUUCUCUUUUGUCAUCACAAGAUAACAGAGACAGGGAUGUGGAUACAUGACCAGGUCUGUCUACAAUACAAUGCCAGAGAGAAAUCCAUUAGUAGUAGUAUGAACAAAAGUAAAUGUUUUGUCCACUACUUUUUCACUGCCCAGUUUUUGUGAAAACACUGUUGCACAUGUUUGAUGUUGUCCAAACUGCACUGUUGAUGAGAUAUGUUGUUUAUAGCUAUGGGAUUCUACACACUACAGUGGUAAAUCCCAAAUAUUUGGGACGGCUGUAUCUAUUUACCAGACUACAUCUACCACCAUCUCGUGCUAAUACCCACCAGCUCUCAUUCAUUUGUGAAAUGAAUGUGCUCACCAUUUGCAGCCUGGGUUUUAUUGUAGUUUACAGCAUGUACAGCAGAAUGAGGGGUGAGCAGCAGGGAUGUACAGAGACUCAUGAUUAAUGCAAAGAAGGGAAAAGCUAGACUACCAAUCGCUCAAGCCUGAUGUACCAUUCCUGUUGCAUGUGCUAUUGGGCAAUGGGCAGUGCAGUAACGGUUUUCACACAAAGACCAGGCCAGAUAAUGAGAAUUCCAAAACUGUACAAUGUCUCCUGUUGUAUAAAGUAGACUCUACCUUUGUUCUUUGUUUGGCCAUUAUAUCAAUAAGGUUCCUUAGAGCCAGUCUCAUGGCAAGUUUCUAAAAUGAUAGUCAACAUUCCAAAAUGCCAUGAAAUAAAAUGAGUAUGUCAGCUUUUGAGGAGCAGUAUAUUUAUGCUGUACAUAAAAUGUAAGGGAACACACCCGGAAAAAAGCUAUCUCAAUGUUAAUGUCACUAUCAUUCCAAACCUCAGUCGCUCCUUUGAGAAAUAAUUUGUAUGUACAGAUUUCUUACUGAAAAUUGUGAGGCUUCUCUUCUGUCAAUAAAGUGCUUUAAUUGUUCCAUGAGAGUAAAAAUUUAAGGACUCCAUAUUAACCAGUAGGCUAAAGCCUAUGAUGCAGCAGUUUUGGAAGCACCAUUUGGAGAGGUAGUCAAGUAAACAGUGGACCAGUAACAGUGCGAGGAGCCAAGUGACCCUGAGGAGCUGGUAUGACCACAUGUUUAGUAGCUGCAACUCUGCCAGCCAGCCACGCAAAGGAGCUGCAGCAUAGUGCGUGUAAGGGGUUGAGAAGAGAUGCUGAGCCAGCUGAGGAAAGCCAACAAGGCUGCAAUGUGGUGGGAUUGCUGCCAUCCUUUGCAUGCCAGUACUGAAGGAUUAAGAAAAUUGAACAAAAGAAGAAACAUUUUUUUAGCACCCAUAGUUGCUCCUUGAGUUAAUCCAGCCCAGUGAGUUAUGAUACACAGUAUAUUCCUAAAUCAUGACCAGAAGUGAUUUUCAAAAGAGAUACUAAUUAAAGUUUUUGUUAUGUAGGGAAGAGUACUGUAGCUUUAGGGCAAGCAUCAUGUGUCAUUUAUGUUCCUGUGGAAUUCUGUGCGUAUUACUGUAUAGCUUGUUUGGUGUAGGAUAUAACUGGUUGUUAGUUUAAACACUUAAAGUAUUCUAUUUUUAUAAAAAAAUGUUUAUUUUUAAUGACAUAUACCAGGUUUGGUCAGGCCACAAAAUACUGCACUGUGAAUGUUUCAGAAAAUGUAUGUCAACGUUGGAGUCAUACAUUGUAGUGAGGUUAAAAAUGACUAUGUAAAUAUUAAGGAGGAAAAGAACUAAUUGAUACUCCACCCUAACUAUAAUAUAACCAUUGCUGGAAGUCAAACACUUCAAUAUGUGCAAGGUGAGGUAGUGUUUAGAAAGGACCUGAUUAUGAGGAAGAUUCAUUGUUCUUGAGGAAGAGUGUUACAACGGAAAGGUUUCUAAUGAGGGUGGGCAAACGACAAGCUGAUAAUACUGUAUUGUAUUACACCACCACUUUCAUUUCAGAUGCAAACAUUUCAUGUGUGCUAAGAGCACUACUAACUGUAAACUGCUAAAGGACAAAAGAUUUUACUGCAGGAAAAAGAAUCAUCUCUACAGUCAUUACAAUGGCUAAGAAAGUUUAUGACACAAAGAUUUGGGGAGGAUACUCCAAAGCCGUACAUCCAUGCUUGAGGAAGGCUGCAAUGUGAAAAAAAAAACAUUUUUACUAUUUAUGAAUUUUGCUUAAUAUAGUUAAUGUUGUGUCUGGGACACCUGUAAGAGUAUAUGAUUCUGGUAAGGAUUUGAUGUUUGUCAAUUCAUGCAUUUGCAAAUGAGCUGAAUGGUACUUAUGGAGAUAGUUGUUGGUGUGACCUAAUAAAAGUUAUUAAAAUGAAGUAUCGUAA
Caretta caretta (loggerhead turtle) is the source of this 6796-nucleotide messenger RNA. It is a transcript of the gene MET, whose product is annotated as MET proto-oncogene, receptor tyrosine kinase. The record is from RefSeq and is a predicted model, not a curated record. Gene Ontology annotation, molecular function: transmembrane receptor protein tyrosine kinase activity; ATP binding; semaphorin receptor activity. Gene Ontology annotation, cellular component: semaphorin receptor complex; plasma membrane. Gene Ontology annotation, biological process: semaphorin-plexin signaling pathway; cell surface receptor protein tyrosine kinase signaling pathway; regulation of cell migration. NCBI's taxonomy places the organism in Eukaryota, Metazoa, Chordata, Testudines, Cheloniidae.